This is a messenger RNA of Sorghum bicolor (sorghum), 1485 nucleotides long. RefSeq lists its product as uncharacterized. The transcript has 3 exons. The record is from RefSeq and is a predicted model, not a curated record. Bases 180 to 1145 code for a protein of 321 amino acids. Lineage: Eukaryota; Viridiplantae; Streptophyta; Magnoliopsida; Poales; Poaceae.
CAUUCGCCUCCACCGGCCACAGCCGGUUACCUAAUUACACCUCUCUGCUCUCUGGCUUUUCUCCUGGCGGCGACAGCUGGCCGAGCGGUGCCGCCCUCUUCGCCGGGCCCUUCGCCGGCGGCGAGUAUGCACCUGGUUCCUUUUCUGUCCUUAUUAAGGGUCUGCGCAGUUGCUGUACUAUGCUAAGAGCAUUCACUAAUUUCAGCAGAUUUUUGGGUCUUUUUCCCCAGAGUUCUGAAGACAUGGCAAGGAGUCCAAGAAAGCGUAAGCUGGCAGCUCAUGAUGUUAGGUCAGCCUCUCAUGCUGUACCUAAGAACUACAAGAAAACGAAAAGAUCAGGCAGGAAAAAUGAACUGCGAUCAACGCCAGAGGAAAAGUACUGGAAAAAUGCCACAUGCUCAAUAUGCUUGGAACGUCCUCAUGAUGCUGUCCUGCUCCUUUGUUCGUCUCAUAACAAGGGUUGUCGACCAUACAUGUGUGGUACCAAUUAUAAACAUUCCAAUUGUCUUGAGCUGUUUAAAAAUGCUUAUUCAAGGGAGAAAUCAGCAUGUGAAGUGUCAACUGCAGUGGAACUAACUAACCAGAAGCCAAAGACAAUGCUGCUUGCGUGCCCUAUCUGCCGUGGGGAAGUUAAAGGGUGGACAGUGGUCAAACCUGCGCGGCGAUUUCUGAACCGCAAAAGGAGAGCUUGUAUGCAUGAGGAUUGCUCAUUUGUCGGGACGUAUAAGAGACUCAAAAAACAUGUGAAGUCCAAGCAUCGUUCAUCAAAGCCUCGUGAAGUUGACCCUGCACGCUUGGCUGAAUGGGAGGAGUUUGAAAAUGAAAAGGAGAGGCAAGAUGCGAUUAGCAUUGUCAGUGCUUUGAAUCCAGGAUCCGUUAUCAUGGGGGACUACAUCAUUGAUCCAGAUAGUGAUAUCAGCGAUCCUUACAGUGACAACUCUCUAGAUGAUUUCGGUGACUCCACAUCCUCAGAUAGUGAUGACCAAGGUUUUUAUGAUAGUGAUCCUGUACGCAGAGACAGAGCUUAUAGGAGAAAUGGGGAAAGACCAAGUCGCAGUCUCACAUAUGUUGGGGGACUGCCUCCUCGGAGGCCACUGCGGGUUGGUUUUGUCCACAGAUCUUUGAGUCAGCGACGCAACAGUUAAUAUCAGGAUAUUGGAUCAAUUCAUGGAGCUGAUGAUAUAGAUUUGUUCUAGUUUGUUAUUCUGCAGAUCUGUGAAACAUGGGUUGAGUUCUUUUGUUGGUUUUUUGGACCAUGUUCCUUUCUUUGAUGUGCCCUUGCAUAUUUAGGAUGAAGGGAGCACAGGGUGUGUGAUGGAUCAUUUGGUUGGCAUUCUCCUUUCCAUAAAGUAAAAUUAGGUAUAGGUUAUGUUUAUGGAAGAAGUCUGGUCAAGUCGGCGUCAUUUUGCUAGAGAAUUGAACAAAACCACUCUGUAAAUAUCAGUCUCAUUUAUCUUUAAACGGUCACUAUAUAUGUUUUUACAA